Messenger RNA from Calidris pugnax (ruff), 1878 nucleotides. RefSeq names its product pre-B-cell leukemia homeobox interacting protein 1 (gene PBXIP1). The record is from RefSeq and is a predicted model, not a curated record. Bases 41 to 1702 code for a protein of 553 amino acids. The transcript has 9 exons. NCBI's taxonomy places the organism in Eukaryota, Metazoa, Chordata, Aves, Charadriiformes, Scolopacidae.
UGCCCGUCCUUCUCCUUGCAGGUGGCUCCGGGCUGUCCCCAUGGCGGAGGACUCGGGCUCCCGGGACUCGGACGGCAGCUGGGUGCUGGCGGGGGGCGAGGGCCUGCCCAUCGACACGGUGGGUCCAGAGCAGGAUCUGGCCUCCCGUGGGGCCGAGGAUGAGGAGCUGGAGGAGGAGGAGGAGGAAGGCGCUCAGGACACCGUUCCAGCCACUGUCACCAGCCAGACCCCCAGCCCCGAGGGCACCGUGCUGGGGGUGAGCCGGGGGGCCGGGGACCUGUCCUCCCCAGGGGGACACCCGAGCCCCCAGCGCCCACAUCUGCAGGACCCGGAGGAGUGUGGGGACACUGGGACAGCGGCCACCCCCGACGGCUCGGCGGAGCACAGCACGCCAGAUGGCGGGGAGCUGGCGGAGCCCGAUGCCAAGGCUGAGCCAGGCCCCAGCCCUGACACCCCCAAAGCAGGGCCACCAACGGAGGAGGGGAGCUGCAGCAGCAGCGACGAUGACACGGAGGGGCUGCGGCGACGGCAGGGCCAUGAGCCCCGUCCCGUCCCCCCGACUCCCGCGCCUGCCCUGCACCGGGGGACGCCGGACGCUGGUGACGAGGACGGGCUCAGCAUGAGCAAGUACCUGCUGGGCGCCCUGGCGCUGGUGGCCGUGGGGCUACUGGUCAUCUCCGGUGGCAUCUAUGACCCAGCCGACGGCCCCCUGGAGAGCGUGGUGACCCGGGACGUGGCCGCCGGGGAGCAGGAGUCGCCGCCGCCUGCCGACGGCAAUGACUCGCAGCAGAAGCCCCCCCCAUUGGACACCGGGGACCCCCAGAGCGUGCAGUCGGUCACCCUCCUCCUGGACAAGCUGGCCAAGGAGAACCAGGAGAUCCGGCUCAUGCAGGCAGAGCUGCAGGUGGGCGAGCGCGGCUGUGCCCUCGGGAGCUGCUUGAAGGACCAGGUGCGGCGGGAGCUGGCGGGUGCCCUGGAGCGGGCGCGGGGUCCCGGGGGGCUGGCGGGGCUGGCGGAGGAGCUGAGCGCCCUGGAGCAGCGCCUGGGCCGGGAGCUGGAUGUGACGGGGGCCGAGCCCUUCCCCGGGCCGUGGAAGAAGCCGUUCAAGGCGGAGAAGAAGGAGCAGAAGCGGCAGAAGCGGCACGGCCCUGGGGGGGCCCCCCACGAGUGGGAGAAGAGGGAACAUGGCAAACACCACGGGCACGGGAAGGACCCCCACCAUCCCCGGGAACACAAACCGGGCAAAACCCGGGGGAAAUCACCUCAUGGUCCCCCCCAGCACGGCCCCCGCCAGCUGCCCCCCCUCAGCCGGUACCGGGCACCCCAAGGCUGCUCGGGGGUGGCCGACUGCGCCCGCAAGGAGGGCCGGGAGGUGCUGGGGGCUGCGCUGGAGCCGGUGCAGAAGGCGCAGUUCCUGCAGCUGCUGGAGGGUUUCAUGGGGCGGCUGGGCUGGGGGGGGCGUUUCGGGGGGCUGGCGGCGCAGCUGGACGAGGUUUUUGGAGCCGACGGCACCUUCGCCCACGAUCGGCUGCGCUUCGUCGACUUCGUGGACGACGUGGAGGAGCUGCUGGAGGAGGUGGCGCGGGAGGAGCGGGGCGACGAGGAGGCGGCCGACGGCUUCGAGGAAUACGUGCUGCGGCACUUCGGCGGGGACGGGGGCAGCGCUGGGAAGGAGCGGGGCCGGAGAGUCAUGAGGGGGUAGAGACCCCAGCACAAGCCUUGGUCCAGCACCCCCGGGCAGCAGGGUCCCCCCCAUGAGCCGUUUUUGGGGGGGGCUGGGGGGCUGCCGUCGUGCCCCCCCCAGGUCCGGGUCACGGAUGAGAUGCACUGUGUGAUGCUGCACUGCCACCCACAAUAAAGUCACUGCUGGGCAGAGUG